Symsagittifera roscoffensis is the source of this 3703-nucleotide messenger RNA. RefSeq lists its product as uncharacterized. The transcript is spliced from 2 exons. The record is from RefSeq and is a predicted model, not a curated record. NCBI's taxonomy places the organism in Eukaryota, Metazoa, Xenacoelomorpha, Acoela, Convolutidae. The coding region runs from base 671 to 3703 and encodes 1010 amino acids.
AAGAGCAAUCUGCUCGUUUAUUUGUAUUAGUUUAUGUUUUACUGUUUACUGGAUUUGCUGUGGCUUAAUUCAGUCGGUUUUUAUUAUUUCUUUUUGUUUCACGUCGAAUAACGUGUUUAUUCUUCCUUUCACCUGUCGCGUCUUAAACAAAUCUGACCAUGUUUUAACAUUGUUUGUUGCAUUUUUGAAAACAGUUAACGACAAAAAAGACCAUAAAUUUUUUAACGAUUGAUCAAUUGGGCACACCUUAGAAAAUAAACACAUAAGCAGUCUACAAAAAACGUUUAUCGAGUUCAAAAGCCAACAUUCCAGCCAGAGACCUUCUUCGUUUAAGCAAGAUUUUCUACUUUCAAAUGGAAAAACAGACAAUUGAUUUUCGUUGUCUGCUUUAGAGGAAUUAUAACGUGCUCAUUUAUUUGAUUCAAAGCGAAAACAGCAUCAAAACAUAUUGAGCAAUUGAUCUUUAAUUUUCAACUGAAUGUUUUGAGGCCAAUUUUAUUCAUACCGUCUUAGAUAAAACUUUUGGGCUAAGACUAGAAAACAUUCAUUAAACUUUUUAUCAUAUAUUUCUUGUGGAAAAUGUUAGCCUCGUUUAUCGAACUCCGUUAUCGUCCGACUAGCUUUUGAAAGCCAGCCAAAAAAAUCACCCUUUUUUAAAAUCCGAAAUCGGAUGACGUCACUUCCCCGUGUUUCUCGGUCGACCAAUCAGAUUGCAGAAGUUGAUUUAAUGCCUGAACGCGAGCAAGGCGACACCGAAGAUGCGGAUCAAACUUUGGACGACAUUUUCGGCUCGGCUUUCGGCCAAGACUGGCAGCUGCAGAGACCAACGAGCAGCUUAGAACAAGGAAUGUCGGCAGAGCAGAGGAGGAGCUAUGUGCACUACUUACUCGGAAGAGGGGAGAAAGGGGCUGUCUAUCGCCAACUGUGGUUUCCAGGCACCUCUCUUUCCUUCAGUCUGGACCCCUGCUCCACAGACCCCCCACAGACGCCGAGAAGCGCCUCCGUAAUCGGACAGUACUCCUCGGAGCAGGAAGCACGACCAAUGUCCCGUAACCAUUACUAUGUGGGCAGUUUGGGAGGAGGAAACCAUCGCGAACCACCAGCCACGCCCCACGUUUUCAUCAAGAGGUCAAUUUCAGCAGUUAAAAACGCCCUGGCUCACAACAACCACCAGCAACUAAUGCACUAUCGCCACGAAAACACGGACAACAGCAACGCCGAUGUCAAAACUGAGGCGCCAACACUCCGUCCCAAAUCGGCCAAGACUCUGCGUGAAAUGAGAACAGUUGCCUUGAACGCCGAAGCAGUCAUCUCGAACCAGGUAUUUGACCCAAAGAAAGUACCCAAAACGCCCCGUCCCAUGUCCAACUCAGUUGGGAAGAAAAGGUGCAGGAAUAUAAGCCAACGAGCUUCUGAAACCAAGAUUGUAGUGGAGUCACCGAGGAAAACAGACAAUGAGCACAAUUUAGAGGUAACUGGUGCGCCCUCCCAUCUAAAUGCACAGCAAGUUAGAGGAUCGCCUAGAAAGUCUGCGGCCAGCUUGAACUUGAUCCAAAUUAUCCCACCCUCAGAAGAUCGAGCGGAUGACGAGGAAGUGAUGGCGGGAACUGGAGCGGAGGAGGGGCUGGACGAAACGACCAGGUCUCUGCUGGCAAUUGAGUAUCCAGAUAAUAAAAUGAGUGAUUAUGAAAAGGAGAGCUUCGUUGCUCCUUUGGGACAAAGUAGUCCCAGAAAUGAGCGAAUCAUUGACGAAAAGAACGAAGCUAAUGAAGAAGACUCUCAAAUGAAUAGUUCCAAAAUCAGCGACAACUCCACCAGAAGCAGAGAGUCAAGGCGAAGUAUGAGCCACCAAAACGACGAGUUUUCUACUCAGAGUAGCCAAAAUGAAUCAUUGAAUGAUUCCAGAUUAGAUGAAGAAGUCGGUUUGGAAUGUAGUAGAUCUCCGAGAGAUAGAGCAAAGGACGAAACAACUUCACAAUCGGAGAAGACGCUGGAGGAACCCAAGCUAGUCAGGAAUGGCAAUGAAUCCAACUUUCCAUCUGAGAAAAUGCCACGGCCUAAAAAACAAAACACGCGAGAGAACCAAAAAUCAAAAACAAGUGAAGCGGACCGAAACAUGUCCAGCAACAACGACCUAAACACUACUUUUGAGUCUGACACUUCUUGUGUGCAGCCAUCUGUAAACAGGCCGUACACUGUUCCCGAAUACAAAAUAGAAAAGUACAAUGUACCCGAACUACGCCCGAAAUCGGCAAGUGCUCGUGAAAAAAGUCAAUCCAAACAAGUUUCGGAUUCGGUUCAGAACUUCCACCUACCAAAGGAGGUACAACAGCGCUAUGACAUCAUCAGUGACGAGCCUUGGGGGUUCGAGUCUUACUACGAGCCUCUUUUGCCUGGAAACUAUGAGAAACUAGACUUGGAUUACCUGGCAACUACUAAUGCCAAAGACUGGAGAAACAGUAUUAGCGAUAUAUGCCACCCGGAUGAAGUGGAAGUGGAAACUGGUUUGCUAGAUCGGUUACUCGAAAUCGCAAAACAGCAGAGUGCCACUGUUAAACUAGAAGAGGAGCUGAAGCGGCGACCUCGCUACAUGCGCCCACGAUCCUCGCAGCUGAGCACAGCCGCCUCAGUUGCCAGUGCCGUCGGAACAUGGGGAGACACUUAUGCGCCAGCAACAACGACCUCUAGACAGACACCUCCAGCUCCUCCCAGUCUGCCUCGGGCUCGUUCGGCUCUAGCGUCUCUUUCGUCUCGCUUUUGUCCUGAAUGCAAGCAUAUUCCGUGUAGUGACAGCUGCAGGUACCAAGUUCAACAAACAGGCGCCAGUACAAAAGUGGCGCCACUUUUCAAACGGUGCUACUUGUGUCGCCAAAUGAACUGCCCCGGAAGCAACAACUGUGCCAGUCAUCAGAAAAUGAAGCAGAUACAUAGUGCGCGUUACGAGCGAACAAAGUCGUCGACAUCUAGCAAGUCUUCUGCUGUCGGAUCAGCGGGAUCCGAAGGUAGACCGACAAAUCGACUCCUAGCUAUCGAGUACCAUCAUGACCGAAGUUACGCCACUUCGUUAGCCAAUCAGAAACGACUGAUCAAAAUGACCAACAAAACCAAUCGGAGCUCUUCGCGGCCAAAAUCUGCCGGUUCAAGCUCGGCCCGAAGAAACCAGGCGCGCCAGGAAAACACACUGAGGAAUCAGAGGAAAGAAAUUGGAGUUUGUGAGAGCGGUUCCAGAAGUUCACUCAACCAAGUUGACCUCUCCAAUCACUUAGCCGAUAACCUUGAUUUUGAAAGUGCGCAUAGACCAGCAAAUGGUGGCUACCUUCCUAAACCACCGCCUACUGGGCGAGACAUUUUAACCCUGGAGCAAAGACUGUCGGUUCUUGCGAUGCCAGCCAAUAAGUUGUCCAGAUGUAAAAGCAGUGCAGCACCUGCUGCAAACAACAUGGAGAUCCAAACCUUUAAGCCUCGAAAAUCCAAGUCUCCAAGAAGCACUGACGGAAUGUGGCGCAGCUCCCGUGAGUCGAGAGGCAACUCAAGCAACGGCACUUCCAUAGUUGAACUUUUAGUUCCCAGAAUCGCUGUUCCCAGUCAACCGGAACCGCCUCCUGUUUAUGUUAGCGUAUAUCGAUCUCACAAUGUAGCAACUGGCACUGGAAGGUUCAGAGGAACCAAACGCCUCGGUGGUCGGAUGACAGCAUUCACUUGA